UUGUGAGGGUUAACUUGUAUGAUGGAUACUGUAGAUCAGAGGUCACUAACAGGCGAUCUUCUCGAACUGCAGGAUGAUGUUCAGGCUUCUGCUGCUCCUCUGCCUUGGACUCUGUCUCCCUGCUGUCUUAGGGGUGGACUCAUAUAUCAGUGCAAGUAUUGGUGAAUCUGUCACGCUGCCCUGUGAUGAACCAACAGCUAUAGACACCAAGGAAGCUCUUACGUGGAUGUGUAAUGGCAGGCAUGUCUCUUCAUUUAAAAAUGGAAGUUGGUGUGAAUCUCAUCAUUACGUGAAUCGAACUCGGCUUGGAUCCAUCCAACAGAACAACGUGUCUUUGAUCAUUAAUCCUGUCAGAAAAGAGGAUCAAGGGGAUUAUACAUGCCGGAUCAACUAUAAUGAAAUACGAAGCAUUCGCCUUAAUGUGAAAGGGGGCCGGAAACGAAAGGAUGCAGAGAUGCCCCCUGGAGAUCCUGCUUGCAGGCCAUACAGAGAGAGAGAAGAUCCUCCAGGGUCAGAAACCAAAGACAAACAGGAUUCUGAUGAAAACCCUCCAGGGGUGUCUUCAGGAGGAAACCAGCUGGUGAUUGGGGUGAUCGUGGGGGUCGUGGUGACUGUGGCAGCCGCAGUGGGGGCUGCAAUUUUGAUGCAGAAUCGACAAAGAGAUGAAAAUCUGCCUGAUCCGGGAUCAUCUGAACAUCCCCUGAAUAAUGGUGCCUCUUGCCCUCUUGGGGACAGCAGUGCUGAGAGGAUGUAGGAACCAGAGAAUCGGCAAAGAGAUGAAAA
Molecule: messenger RNA, 783 nt
Organism: Paramormyrops kingsleyae
Lineage: Eukaryota; Metazoa; Chordata; Actinopteri; Osteoglossiformes; Mormyridae
Source: RefSeq, a predicted model, not a curated record